Messenger RNA from Branchiostoma floridae (Florida lancelet), 2398 nucleotides. RefSeq names its product 2-oxoglutarate and iron-dependent oxygenase JMJD4-like. Gene Ontology annotation, biological process: protein hydroxylation; positive regulation of translational termination; negative regulation of gene expression. The record is from RefSeq and is a predicted model, not a curated record. Bases 244 to 1491 code for a protein of 415 amino acids. Gene Ontology annotation, cellular component: cytoplasm; nucleus. Lineage: Eukaryota; Metazoa; Chordata; Leptocardii; Amphioxiformes; Branchiostomatidae. The transcript is spliced from 7 exons. Gene Ontology annotation, molecular function: histone H4R3 demethylase activity; sequence-specific DNA binding.
CAUGUGCAGUGCCUGUAUUUAUAAUAGCCUGUACUCCUACAAUGUGUGCAAAUUUCAGUGCUGGGCACUCUGUACCGCUCUGUAGAACAAUGUCUCACUGCUUCUAGAAUUGUUGACUGUCUGUUUCUGAGCUUAUAUGUUCUCUCUACAAUCAUAGCACUGUCAAGUCAAAUGAAUGAUAGAUUACCAAGGUGACCCUAUGAGAGACCCUGCAGUGUUGCGGACUUGUUUCUUAAGACACAGAUGGAGGGCCAGGCGCUGCCAGUUCUUGAUGAAACUGUCUUGGAUCCAGCCUGGCUACCUUGGCAGAAGGAAGCUUCAACAAGUUCAAGCUGCAGCCAAGUGGACUUCAUUUCAAAGCCAAUCACAUACCAGGAGUUCUUCUCGUCAUACCUGCGAACCAACCGUCCAUGUUUGUUUGGGAGCCAUGUGACCAGCCAUUGGCGCAGCAGGAGAGAAUGGGUGAGCGAGGAUGGAAAACCCAAUUGGGAUGCUCUAAAACAAUUGUUUGGCCAGCUGACUGUCCCUGUGGCUGACUGUAAGAAGGUGGAGUACCAGGCACAGCCCAAAUGUGACAUGACACUGGCAGAGUUCCUGCACUACUGGCAGGACUACUGCAGAAGUCAUCACAACCCUAGCAAGCCGUGUUUGUACCUCAAAGACUGGCAUUUCUGCAGGUCUGUCCCAGACUAUGGUGCAUAUGAAACUCCAGUGUACUUCCAGUCGGACUGGCUGAAUGAGUUCUGGGAUCUGCGAUACCAGGGUGAGGAUGACUACCGCUUUGUGUACAUGGGUCCGAAGGGCUCGUGGACUCCUCUCCAUGCUGAUGUUUUCCACUCCUACAGCUGGUCAGCAAAUAUCUGUGGAAGGAAACAGUGGCUCUUCUUUCCACCUGGCCAAGAGGAACAGCUGCGUGACACUACUGGAACUCUGGUGUAUGAUGUAAGAUCAGAAGAACUUCUGAACUCCAGAAGAUAUCCACACUACAGGAACACCCAGCCCAUAGAGGUUAUCCAGGGCCCAGGGGAAGUUGUGUUUGUGCCCAGUGGCUGGCACCAUCAAGUAUAUAACAUGGAAGACACAAUUUCUAUAAACCACAACUGGAUUAACUGCUGUAAUGUCCACAUGAUGUGGUCCUUCCUCCAGUCAGAGCUGGGCAGGGUACAGCAGGCCAUCUCUGACUGUACAGACAUGGACGACUGGCACGGGCACUGUCAGGUGAUGCUUAAGGCCAGUAGUGGGAUAAACUACCAGGAGUUUGUGGACUUCCUGGCGUGCAUCUCUGAGCGGAGGCUUCAUGACCUGCAGGUGUGGGACCAGGAAGGUGUGGAGGAGGGAGGAACCAGACAACAUCACCACAAACUUGACCUCUGCGUGAUAUCCUCCCUCCUGUCAGUCAUCAGGCAAGACCAGGAAUAUCAACGUUUGGGUGCAACAGUUCAGUCUAAGCUUGACUCUCUGAAAAGGACACUGGAAAAACUCAAUCCUUAAAAAUAUUAUGUGAAUAAAAUGUUCAACAAUACCUUCGCCAAAUGAUGCUAUCUUUUUGAGUGAUGUAUCAUAACUUUUUUUUCAUUGAUUAUGCAAAUAUGGACCUCAAGUAAGGUCCCACUUGCAUGAUUCAUGUCAGUAUACCAUCUUCUCAGUAUGACACCCUUAACUUAGAAAAGAAGGCUAUUCAAGCAUUUGCUCAUAUAUUAUUUAAAUGAGGCCCUCAUUUGUCUGAUAAUGACCUCAUCUACUAAUAGCUUCAAAAUGUCACAAGAAUGUAUACAUCAUAUACCACUGCUGGGACCGUCUUACAUGUGGCAGUUCCUGCACCUCUGAGACUAUGAGCAUCAGUAGAUGAGAGGGAGAAGGAAUUGUUCACCCCUCCUUCACCUCAAAAAGUCAUGAGCAGGUCAGGCAAACAGGUUGCCAAACACAUUGGGAAGUGACUUUUUGCCUGCUCAUCUGUCAAACGACAGGAGGAAGCAAAUAGUGUUAUCUCAAUGGUAACGCUGGGAUGUAUACACUGUACACAUGAAUGCUGCAGCACUAAAUCAUAGUUUGGGUCUUUCUUAACUUCAGAAUUAACUUAAGUGCAGAAUCUAUAAAAUUAAUUUAUGCAUGUCACGCAAAAACCAUGCGCAUAUUGACUGGCUACCUGUUGUGUGACGAACACGUGCAAUAUCAGACGAAGACAAAGAAGAAUGUUGUUUUUCUCAUUUGGGCAUAUAUAAAUGAAUUCAAUACAAUGUAUAUAUGAUAGUUUUCCAAGCGUGAUCAAAAAGGAAGAAUGUCUUUUAAGAUUGUUUUCUACCCCCCAUUUUUACAUGUAACAAACAAAGAAAGAAAACGAUUACGCAUGUGUAUGAUUAGUCUCGAAUAAAGCGUGCGCUGUUUGCCACCCACUCAA